Messenger RNA from Danaus chrysippus (African queen), 765 nucleotides. The record is from the annotation of a GenBank genome assembly. Lineage: Eukaryota; Metazoa; Arthropoda; Insecta; Lepidoptera; Nymphalidae.
AUGAACUUCGCUGGGAAAGUAGUUAUUGUUACGGGAGCGAGUUCUGGUAUUGGAGCCGCAACAGCUGUAUUUUUAUCAAAACUCGGUGCAAAAUUAUCUCUUAUUGGAAGAAACGUGGAAAAUCUUCAAAAGAUCAAUAAAGAUUGUGCUAAAUCUACAUCAACAUUAGUUGUUCCCGCCGAUUUGACGAAAGAGAAUGACAUUGAGAAAAUAGUGAAAAACACAGUAGACCAUUAUGGACAAAUCGACGUUCUAAUUAAUAAUGCCGGUAUAAUAGAAACUGGUACGAUUGAAAAUACUUCUCUGGCUCAAUAUGAUCGACUCAUGAAUACAAAUGUUCGUUCCAUUUACUACCUUACAAUGUUGGCUGUACCACAUAUAAUUAAAACUAAAGGCAAUAUAGUUAACGUAUCAAGUGUAAAUGGUAUCCGUUCCUUCCCUGGAGUUUUAGCCUACAAUAUAUCAAAGGCAUCUGUGGAUCAAUUCACUCGCUGUGUAGCUUUGGAGUUAGCUCCAAAAGGAGUACGAGUUAAUUGUGUUAAUCCCGGUGUGAUUUUGACUGAGCUUCAGAAACGAGGAGGUUUGAGCGAUGAACAGUAUGCAGCAUUUCUAGAAAGGACCAAAGAAACACAUGCGUUAGGUCGACCUGGGAAACCUGAUGAAGUUGCUGCAACUAUAGCUUUUCUAGCCAGCGACUUAGCAAGUAAUAUUACAGGAGCAAGUUUACCAGUCGAUGGUGGCCGUCAUGCAAUGUGUCCUCGUUAA